Molecule: messenger RNA, 1952 nt
Organism: Neoarius graeffei (lesser salmon catfish)
Lineage: Eukaryota; Metazoa; Chordata; Actinopteri; Siluriformes; Ariidae
Gene: crebl2
Product: cAMP responsive element binding protein-like 2
Exons: 3
Coding region: 225-605 (126 amino acids)
Biological process (GO): regulation of DNA-templated transcription
Cellular component (GO): nucleus
Molecular function (GO): DNA-binding transcription factor activity
Source: RefSeq, a predicted model, not a curated record
GGGGCGGAAACGAUGCUAAAAACAUUAGCGACUCUCGGGUUUUUUUUGCGAGUGUUUUGACACGAGUUUGUAGAAAACACGGAAUAAAAUCGGACUUUUGUCCCUUCAGACACCGCGCGUGAAUAAAAUAAACCAUUUCCACGUGUUAAUUACGGAGUGUUCAGGUGGUUGGUUAGCUAACAAGCUAGCUAGCUGUUGGGAUCUCCAAGUGCAGGUCAUCCAAAAUGGAUGACAGUAAGCAGAUGGUUGGUGGAAAGGUGAAGAAACCAGGAAAACGUGGCCGAAAACCGGCAAAGAUCGACCUGAAGGCGAAACUGGAACGCAGCAGGCAGAGUGCGCGAGAAUGUCGAGCCAGGAAGAAGCUGCGCUACCAGUACCUGGAGGAGCUGGUGUCCAGCAAAGAGAGAGCCAUCUGUGCCCUGAGAGAAGAACUAGAGAUGUACAAGCAGUGGUGCAUUGCCAUGGACCAGGGAAAAAUCCCAUCGGAAAUCAAAGCUCUCUUAACAGGAGAUGAUCAGAAAGGCUCACAAAGCAACAGUGCCACCAAAACACCCAAAAAUGGCAAAUACAACUCAUCAGGCAUCAGCCAGAGCAAAUCGACUUAGGUUCAGGUUCCUUUUAAAGACAGUCCAGCUCGCUCCAGGCGCCAAGGGGGUUGAUGAUGAAUAGAGCUACGUAAACUGGUAUAUAUGAAGGACCAGUGCAGCAGUCAUGCACAGUACAUACAGGGGUUUUGUUUGUGGUUUUUGUUCUCUUUUUUUGGAGGAAACGGCGUCAGGAACACUAAAUCUGUUCAAGUCCACAGUACUGUCUUUGUAACGAUCAUCAUUUUGGCAACGUUUGCGUUUAAUCCCCUUUCAGAUUUAGACCGAAGUGAAAGGCGAUUGUGAGGCAAGUGUCAAAUCGUUGCAAGUUUCAGAAAGUCAGAAAACAAAUUGUGCAAGAUGGUACAAAUAUCAACCGUCAAAGGACAAACGAGACACAUGCACACACUGGGCGUGGCCAGAAUGAUUACGCUCUAAGCACUUUAAAGAAUUAUGAAGAUUUGCAUCGCACUGGGUUCAAGCUCUCGUUUCUUUGUUGAAUUUGUGAAGCAGAGAUACAGAGUGAAACGUUAUUUCGUAUGUAUUUAUUUCUUAUUUCUGAAAUGUAAUGCACUUUCUUUUUUGUCUCUCCACAACCAUAAGUGUGGAUUCUGCUUUUUUUAGUCACUGUAUAACCCUUUUGCGAUCUGAUCUGUCUGUUUCUGAAAUGAUGCUCUCUUCUACAUCAUGUUAACACACACUCUCUCUCACAUCAAUAUUAUUGUAUUUGUAACAUUUCAGAAUCAGUUCUCAUUAGGAUGUUAAGGAAUCAUGUUCAGUUUCUUAAUUUUGCUAUUUAACUUGUUGAUUUAAUCAAACUUAUUUAACAGUUAUUCCACAAAAUCGAGUCGUACAUGAGCCGAUAGCUAUAAGCCGUGUACGACGAGAUUGAGUGAGUGGAAUAACGGUUUUAUUCUCUCCACAUUCACUGGAUUCUGAGAAACAGAGCAUUUUUAUUCUUUGCAAAUUCGAUAAAUGAAAACUUGCAUAAAACGUCUGACAAAAUCAUAUCCGCUUAGAAUGUCAACAAACCGGCGAAAUGACAGGAGCAAUUUGUGAAAAAAAAAAUGCUAUAAUUCUUGAAAAAUUAAAAAGGAAAAAUAAAGUCCUUACCAUCAAAUGCUUUUAUUCCAUAUUUUGCUUUUUCUUUUUUUGUAUUUUUUGGGGUUUUGUUUCGAGUAGUUUUUAUUUUGUCCUCGGUUAGUUCAGCAACACGCUGCCAUUUUGUUUUUCUUUACUCACGGUAUACGAGCUGAUAGCCUAGUAGUAGAGUAGCCAAUCAGAGCAUGUAGCCAAUCAAUAAGUUCUUACCAUCAAAUGCUUUUCUUCUGUAUUUUGUUGCUUUUUUUUGGGGGGGGGGGGGGGGGG